Molecule: messenger RNA, 2013 nt
Organism: Plasmodium knowlesi strain H
Lineage: Eukaryota; Apicomplexa; Aconoidasida; Haemosporida; Plasmodiidae
Product: conserved Plasmodium protein, unknown function
Exons: 1
Coding region: 1-2013 (670 amino acids)
Source: RefSeq, a predicted model, not a curated record
AUGGGGUUCGUAAAGGCGGAGGAAUUCGUGAACCACUACAUGCGCGUGAACAGAGAAAUCAAGGAGUUGUCCAGCAGAAAAAACGAGGAGUUCAAAUUCAACAUUUUCAUUUUCUACUACAACGACAUAGACUCCAUUUGCACGGAGCACAUUUUACACUUUCACAAAAAUGUAAAAAGAGAUAUCAAUAUAUUUAGUUAUGGGAUCGAAAAGAAGGAGGACCUACUAAACUUUUGCAAGAAGUACGAAGAUGUGUAUUCCAAAAAUAUGAACUACUAUAGAGACUACUUCUAUGAGGUGAUAAUGAUUGGGAUGUGUUCACAUAUGAAUACAGAUGGAGAUGUGUACACCCUCGUGGAAAAUUUUUUUACAAAUAUUAUGAACAAGAACUACGUGGGGUAUUUGAAAUUCUUCGUUAUCGACAAUAGGAGGCCUUACCAUGAGAUUUUUGAAACGAGUGAUAAGUGGGACUUGGUUCUAACUGAGGGGGAGAUGAUGGACGUGAUGGCGAUAUAUAGUAGCGCUGUCGGGGGGAAGGGGAACGCCACCGGGGAGGACGAAACCGAUAAGGGUGCAACGGAUAAGGGCGCAACCGAUAAGGGCGCAGCGGAUAAAGAAAGUAACGAUCCGAUGAAAGGAGGAAAAGGGAAAAAGAACGCUCAACAGAAGUUGCAAAAUUAUUACAACACUGUGAAGGAAGAAAACAAGUGCAUGUGUCUAAUGAUUUACCCAUUCAUCCAAUGCGUGGGCGAAGACGACUCCUCAGCAAUUAUCUUCAUCUCAAGCGUAUCCUUAAUUUCCUACUUAAAAACAGACGCAAUAACAUAUGAUUAUUACAACAAAGAGAUAAAAAAUUUACAUAACGACUCGAUGAAUAUAUCGAAUGGACACUUUAUCUCGUUCGAUCGUGAGCGAGGGCUGCUACCCAUGUUGUCCUUCAUGUCACUAAACGAGUCGCUAGAAAUAGAUGAACGCAUAUACAUCUACGACCACAAGAAUGUUAAGAAUACCUUCAAUAAAAUUCGAACCAUGUGUCACAUAGAGAUAAAAGAAUUCACAGGAAAUUUCAGGCAAUUGGAUUUAAAAAAGCAGAAUGAAAUCCUCAUUAAGCUAAAGGCUUUUAUAAAAAUAAUCAAGCCAAUGAAUAGUCUCGCAUGGAAACGAAGAACCUACGUUCUGUACAAUAGUGAUUCCUUUUACUUCAUGAUCGUCCUUAUCUACAUAUAUAUUAACAGAAUCAAAAAAAUGGAUUCAUAUUUGUAUAAUUGCCUCAAAACGUCAGAUUUUCUCUACAACAUUUUUAAGGACCGACUAAAGCAGUCAGAAAUUUACGACAAGCUUAUUGAGAAGCAUCUACACAAAAACGCAGCUAGCUAUUUAAGUGUCCUAAUUAAAAAAAUAAUGGAGAGUAAUAAAAAAACUAUCAACAUUACAUCUAAGUUAAAAAUAUUUAUGGACAUUUUUCAAACAGCUAAAAAUUCAUAUACUCAUCCAUUUGAGUUGAAAUUUCUUUCCAACAUGUUUUCCUCAUUUCAAUCCUACUGUAAUGAUAAGUAUAAGACAUACCACCUGGUGGUUUGUCACAUUAACGAUUCAGAUGAUACACUUCUAUAUGGAUUUACUCCUCUAAACAAGAAGGAUUACUGGCCUUCCGUUUUUUCUAAAAUUGCAUACAGUAAUUCGGAGCAAAUUACAUACGAUACCGUAGCCGACGUGAACACUCUGCGCAUCCGAAAAAAUGAUUUUAAGUUCAUACUUAGCGAGAUCAAAGACGUCUUCCGGGGCGUGUUGCGAUACCAGGAGAGGCGGGAGAUGGACGAGUCGGACAGCACGGAGGCGGAGAUGGAACAACAAGAAGAAGAAGAAGAAGCGGAAGAAGAGGAAGAAGAGGAAGAGGAAGAAGACGUGGUAGACGCGGUAGAGGAGAAUGAUGAAGUGCAGGAAGAAGAAGAAGCAACAGAGGAGGUAUACGCCGAAGAUGCAACCGAUGGCGCAGACGAAACCGCGCAAUGA